CCAGAGAUUCAAGACUGCUUAUCCUCUUCCCACAAAUCCUUAAUCUAAUUAUAGCUUUUGGAAGGGAAAACCCCAUCAAACUGUUACUAAUCGGUUAUCGGUGUUGUUUAGCUGGCCAUUCCCGGAGCCAUAGCUGAGCUCGGAGUGCUAAAGAUAGAGAAUGGGUGACACUAAUGAAAACAAAGACACCCAUCUGCAAACCGGAGAAAAUGAUGAUGAUCAUAAAAGGAAAUUAUGGAGAAAAUUUAGGCCAAAGCUUUGGUUUUCAUCCAUUUGGAAACGGUAUUCUCUUGAAUCAAAGGUGAAUGAUUUCAAAACAUUCUUGAAGAUCAAUAUUGUUCCUGCUUCAAUCUCUGUGGCAGUGGGUGUGUGGUAUCUGUUCUUGAAAUCGAAGGGGUCAAAGUGUAAAGUUGUUCCGUAUUCGGACUUAUUGAAGGGCCUUCAAGAUGGAAGUGUGACAAGGGUUCAAUUCAAGGAAAACUCACGUCGUAUAAUGUACAACAGUAAGCCACGAGGUUUUGAAAGUUCAGAAGUCUUAAAGAAAGGAAAAAAUGGUAUGUUUAAAUUCCAAGAAAUGUUGGCAACUCUGCUUACAAAAUUGUCAAAAAAACAUGACGUCUUGCCUGAAUCACACCGAUCAAGGAUUGAUAAUGAUGAAAAGAAGAAGGAACUCAUUGUUAACCAAGUUCCUAAUCGUGGGUGGCAGUUUUCUACAAGAUACAUUGAUGAUGAUUACAGGGAGCUUCUUGAUCUGAUGAAGGAAAAGGGAACGACAUAUGGAUUAGACCCUGAACCAUUUUUGGCUUCAACUGGGAGGCGGGUUUUUUCAACUUUAUUAAGUCAGGCACCUUCGUGGGCUAUGCUCUUUCUAGUCGCUAAUGGGCUAGGCGGUGGUGGCACCAUAGCAAGAAAGCCUAGUAAAAACGACACAGUAACUUUUGAUGAUAUUGAAGGUAUCGAUACCGCUAAGGCAGAACUAAUGGAGAUUGUUUCAUGCUUGCAAGGAGACUCAAACUACGAGAAUCUUGGAGCAAAAUUACCAAGAGGUAUCCUUCUGGUCGGUCCACCUGGAACAGGCAAGACGUUACUAGCCCGUGCGGUGGCUGAACGGGCUGGAGUCCCAUUUUUCAUCACCUGUGCAAGUGAAUUUGUCGAGAUGUUUGUUGGAAGAGGAGCUAGUCGCAUCAGGGAUCUUUUUAAGGAGGCUAAAAAAUGUGCACCAUCCAUCAUUUUCAUCGAUGAACUUGAUGCUGUUGGGCUGAAGCGUGGUAGAGGCUUCAACACCGAGGGUGACCAAACGUUAAACCAAUUGUUGACGGAAAUGGACGGAUUUGAAUCAGAUAAAAAGGUGGUGGUAAUCGCCGCGACCAACAGACCUGAAAUGUUGGAUUCAGCUCUGCUUCGUGCUGGCCGGUUUUCAAGAAAAGUUUUUGUGAGGGAACCCGAUGAGGAUGGAAGAAAGAAAAUCUUGGCCAUACAUUUCCGAGGGGUUCCACUCGAGGAUGAUAGAGAUGUGAUCUUCGAUCUGGUUGCAUCAAUGACGCCAGGUUUAGUGGGUGCUGACCUUGCAAACAUUGCGAAUGAAGCCGCUCUUCUUGCUGCACGUAGAGGUGGAGUAUGUGUGUCGAGAAAUGAUGUAAUGGAAGCGGUAGAAAGAGCGAAACAAUCGUUUGAAAAUAGGCAGCAGCAAUAUUACGACUUUAAUGAACAAGAAGCUCAGGAAAUCAAUUUGAUCUCAUCCAGACUACUUGCACAGUCGAGAUUCGACUUUUGAGCAACAAAAACCAUACAAUUUUUUCUUUUUGCCGUCAAUUGUUCCUACGAAAGGGUUCUAACGGAGUCAAACUGCCGCUUUAGGCCAUUAUUCGGUUUCGGUUUGAGGUCAUAAAAAGUUUAACAGAUUCAAACUCAUUUGGGGUGGAAAUGUAUUAGAACAAUGUGAGAUUAUCAACAGGGUCAAUCUUUAUAACAAAUAUCCUAAUUGUUUAA
Cynara cardunculus var. scolymus (artichoke) is the source of this 1989-nucleotide messenger RNA. RefSeq names its product probable inactive ATP-dependent zinc metalloprotease FTSHI 3, chloroplastic. The transcript is spliced from 5 exons. Gene Ontology annotation, molecular function: ATP hydrolysis activity; zinc ion binding; ATP-dependent peptidase activity. Gene Ontology annotation, cellular component: membrane; chloroplast thylakoid. Gene Ontology annotation, biological process: proteolysis. The record is from RefSeq and is a predicted model, not a curated record. The coding region runs from base 161 to 1774 and encodes 537 amino acids. NCBI's taxonomy places the organism in Eukaryota, Viridiplantae, Streptophyta, Magnoliopsida, Asterales, Asteraceae.